Messenger RNA from Uloborus diversus, 715 nucleotides. RefSeq names its product acylphosphatase-2-like. The transcript has 4 exons. Lineage: Eukaryota; Metazoa; Arthropoda; Arachnida; Araneae; Uloboridae. The coding region runs from base 127 to 483 and encodes 118 amino acids. Gene Ontology annotation, molecular function: acylphosphatase activity. The record is from RefSeq and is a predicted model, not a curated record.
CAAACUGCCAUCGGAGGUACGUCCUUCAAAGAAACGAACGAAAAGACUUCGAAAAAUCGCUGUUCUCCCGAUCGUCUGUUUAAUAGCAUUUCAACGCGUUCGAAAGCCCCUUCAUCGGUUCUAAAAAUGAGAGGAAGGGAAAUCAUUGUUUGGCGCUACCCAAAAAGGAUAUGGCAAGAAGAUCCUUUCGCAAUGAUGGUAUUGACUCAAGUGAAUUUUGAAGUUUUCGGAUACUUGCAUGGUGUAAAUUUCAUUCAACAUGCUAAAGAGAUAGCAGACCGCCUCGGUGUCAGAGGAUGGAUUCGAAUCACUAGGUACGGCACGGCCAUGGGACAAAUACAAGGUGAAAAAGACAGAGUCGAAGAAAUGGCUCUUUGGUUAAGACAUACAGGCAGUCCAGGAUGUAGAAUUGAAUUUGUUGCUUACCAAAAUUGGAAAGUUAUUGAUGGUUUUGAGUACAGAAAGUUUAAUGCACGUGUCUGAGAUCAUUUCCUUUUAAAGCAUAAGAAUGUUGAGAAUGCCGUUAUUGUUUAAAAAGUAUUUUAAUCUAUAAAUUUUGCAUCUUUAAAGAUUUGUAUUGUGUUAUUGUACAAGAUUUAUACAGAGUUAUAGCCAUAUAAAUGCAUUUUAAUUCCUAUGUAAAUUUUAAUGCAUCUCAUUUCCCAUUUGUGAACAUAAAAUGUAAAUAUUGACAUUAAAGCAAAAUUUUUAAUCA